AUGCUUGAUACCCCAAAUCUAGCUUACUUCAAAUACGGUAACCUUGUAAUAGCAGGGCAUCCACUGGAGAAUCUGAAAUCUAUGAACAGCGCUUUUAUUCAAUCGGCAUUCUCCAAUUUUCGAAAUUAUGCAACAGCAUUAUUUAGAGGGAUCAGUAAUGUCCAUUCACUAGUUCUGACAUAUAAUUCUCUUAAGAUAUGUGAUUAUUAUCGUGAACAGUCAAGUUGUGAAUAUGCUGAUCUUCUGAUAAAUGUUAAAUGGUCAAGUUCAAUGGAUAAAGGACUUGAAAUUUUACUGUCAAGUUCGCCUGAACUCGAAAAACUUGCCUGUCAUCAGGAAGUUCUCAGCAAGCUGCCCGAAAAAGUGGUUUAUUGUUUGUUGUCUAAACUAAAGGUAAUGGAAAUUUUAGGCUUUAGAAACGAUAAAGAUGUUAUUGAGAAGGCAAAGUAUAUCCUAAAGAAUGUUGGAGCUCUACAGAAGUUGACUAUACGUACACUAUCAAACAUUUCUAAAGCAAAAAAAUUGAAGAUGUUAGAAGUGUUGUUGGGUUCACCAAGGGAAUCAAAGCAUUGCUGCAUCUUGAUUGUUUGA
This is a messenger RNA of Gossypium raimondii (Peruvian cotton), 591 nucleotides long. RefSeq names its product F-box/LRR-repeat protein At3g59250-like. The record is from RefSeq and is a predicted model, not a curated record. Bases 1 to 591 code for a protein of 196 amino acids. The transcript has 3 exons. NCBI's taxonomy places the organism in Eukaryota, Viridiplantae, Streptophyta, Magnoliopsida, Malvales, Malvaceae.